GGAACCUCCUUUUUAUACUUAGACUUGGAAUUACAUUUCUCAUCAACCAAAAAAAACAAGAACACUUUUGUAACGUACGAAAAAAAAUACAAAAAAUCAAACCAACCAUACACUAUUUUCCUUUCUCUUUCACUCUCUAUCCUUUAGUCUUUUCACCCUUCUUCUUUUUCAUGGAUCUCAUUUCCAACUUGUUCUAUGGUCUUCCUUUAUUUUACCUACUUUAUUUGAUAUGGAAGAUUAUCGAUCGAAAGAGACACCAAAAUUGUUACAUUUUGGACUAUGAAUGUCACAAACCAACUGAUGAUCGAAAGCUUAGCACAAGAUUUUCAGGCGAAGUAAUUAGGAGGAACAAACAUCUUGGCCUAAAUGAGUACAAGUUCCUCUUGAAAGCUAUUGUUAGCUCGGGCAUUGGUGAACAAACGUAUGCACCACGAAUGGUGGUUGAUGGUCGCGAAGCGUGUCCUACGUAUGAAGAUGCUAUCUUGGAGAUGGAAGAAUUUUUCCAUGAUAGUAUUGACAAGAUCUUGAAAAGGAACAAAAUUUCCCCUAGUGAAAUCGAUGUACUCGUGGUGAAUAUAUCGAUGUUAGCUUGUAUGCCAUCGUUGGCUUCACGAAUAAUCAAUUACUACAAGAUGAGGGAAGAUAUCAAGGUGUACAACAUCACCGGUAUGGGGUGUAGUGCUAGCCUUAUAUCGAUAAAUGUCAUUCAAAGUAUAUUCAAGAAUGAGAAGAACAAGGUUGCACUUAUGGUGACAUCAGAGUCCUUGAGUCUAAAUUGGUACACGGGGAGCGAUAGAUCUAUGAUUCUUGCUAAUUGUUUGUUUAGGUCAGGGGGUUGCGCAAUUUUAUUGACAAACAAAUUGUCUUUUAAAAACAAGGCCAUGUUCAAGUUGAAGCAACUAGUUAGGGUACAUCAUGGUUCAAAAGAUGAAUCCUAUGAUAGUUGUGUACAAAGGGAAGAUAAUCAAGGUAACAUAGGGUUUCACCUUGAUAAAACACUACCAAAAGCCGCAACACGUGCACUAGUCGAUAAUUUGAAACAAAUUGCACCCUUGAUCCUUCCUGUUAGGGAGCUACUUCGAUUUGCAAUCGUGUUAUUUUUGAAAAAAAUGAAUUGGGGCUCAACAAAAGGAGGACCUAAGCCAAUGGUCAAUUUCAAAACAGGUGUAAGUCAUAUUUGUCUACAUACUGGAGGAAAAGCAGUGAUUGAUGGUGUUGGUGCAAGUUUAAACUUAAGUGAAUAUGAUUUAGAGCCAGCAAGAAUGACAUUGCAUAGAUUUGGUAACACUUCAGCAAGUAGUCUUUGGUAUGUUUUGGGGUAUAUGGAGGCUAAAAAAAGGCUUAAAAAAGGCGACAAAGUACUUAUGAUUAGCUUUGGAGCUGGAUUUAAGUGUAAUAGUUGUUUAUGGGAAGUGUUAAGAGAUUUGGGUGAUGGAAAUGUGUGGAAAGAUUGUAUUGAUAAUUAUCCACCAAAUACUUUGGUUAAUCCUUUCUUGGAGAAAUUUGGAUGGCUACAUGGUGAAGAUCCAGAAACAUUCUAUGUUCCAGAUGACUAUGUUAUCCCUUGAAUUAAAAAAAGGUUUAUCUUUUUUCUUCCAUAAAUAAUUUCCAACUUCCUUUUUUUUUUUUACUUUAUAGUUUUCUUUUUCUACAUUAGGUUUCUGGGUUUGGGAUAAUUUAAAAAUCUCAUAGCUUCUUUUAUUGAUUUUUUUUUUUAUAUAUAUAUGUAAAAGGAAAAGUUCUCUUCUUGUUGAUCCAUAUAUAGGUGGAUUCUUUUCCCAGUAAUUAGGCGUUUGUCUAAUUAUAUCAAAGAAAAUUGUUCCAUGUAUGUACCAAGACUAAUCAUACUAUUGUUCUUAUUAUUCUUAA
Solanum dulcamara is the source of this 1869-nucleotide messenger RNA. Its product is annotated as 3-ketoacyl-CoA synthase 3-like. Gene Ontology annotation, biological process: fatty acid biosynthetic process. The transcript has a single exon. The record is from RefSeq and is a predicted model, not a curated record. Lineage: Eukaryota; Viridiplantae; Streptophyta; Magnoliopsida; Solanales; Solanaceae. Bases 171 to 1568 code for a protein of 465 amino acids. Gene Ontology annotation, cellular component: membrane. Gene Ontology annotation, molecular function: acyltransferase activity, transferring groups other than amino-acyl groups.